CGAAAGCAAAAGCGAAAGCUUAGUUUUUCCAGAUAAGCAAAGCAAAGCAUCGCACAGAAGCGCGCAGGGGAUAGUGUAGCACUGAAGAUGAAGGCGAUGGCGAGAGAAAGGAGAGAGAGACGAAGAGAGCGAUAGCUAAGAAGCCAGGGAGAGGGAGAAUAUAUAAGAGACCAUCGCUCGUAGAGGUAAGGCUGGUUCCUCCCUCCAUCGCCAUGCUCCUCCAAGUUCUCUUCUUCGCUUGCUUCCUUCUCUCCGGCGAUGCUCUCCCGAUCGCCAGUAGCGCCAGGGCCACCUCCACUGCUGCUGUGGAUAUCGAGGCCUUGAAGGAGCUCAAGGCCGCCAUCGAUCCUGCCACCAUCGCCCCGAGCUCCUGCCUCGCGUCCUGGGAUUUCUCGCACGAUCCCUGUGCGUCCAUCUCCACCAGCUUCUUCGUCUGUGGCUUCCGCUGCAGCAAUGGAGCUCACCCAAUGCGCAUCACGGAGAUCACCCUCGACAACGUCGGCUACGCUGGGAGCUUGUCUCCAUAUCUUGGCAACUUAUCCUCGUUGCAGGUCCUCGACGUCUCUGGCAAUGCAUUCCACGGCUCCAUCCCGGAGUCGCUCAGCAAUCUCCGGUCCCUGCUCAAGCUGGAGCUCUCCCAAAACUCCAUCUCCGGAUGGAUCCCGCAGUCUCUUGGAAGGCUCGAUAAACUCGAGUACUUGUCACUGGCCAGCAACGCCAUCGAAGGACCGCUGCCUGCUUCGCUAAACCGGUUGCACAGUCUGGAGAGGCUCGCGGUUUCCAACAACAGGCUGAGCGGUCCCAUACCGCUCAUGACUGCCAUGUCCAGUCUCCUGUACUUCGACGGGAGUACCAACCGGUUCUCUGGCUGGGCGCAGUCGGAGCUACCUCUCUCCUUGAUGGUGAUCUCGCUUCGAAACAACCAGCUCCAAGGCAGACUCCCAGAGUCUCUCACCAAGUUGGAGCAGCUCGAAGUCCUGGACCUCAGUCACAACGAUCUCAGGGGCCCUGUUCCAGCUUCACUCUUCACCUUGCCUUCUCUCCAGCAGCUCAACCUCGCGUACAAUCAGUUCGUAUCCGUGCUCGCGACGCCGGGCUUGGCUGAAUGGGAACAGGCAGCGGACAGCAGCCAGCUGAUCGAGAUCGACCUGAGCUUCAACCAGUUCCAGGGACGUCUUCCAGUUUUUUUUGUCCAGAUGAAGCGGCUCACGGCUCUGUCCCUCGGGCAUAACCAGUUCAGCGGGCUCAUUCCCAUAGAGUACGCGCUCAAAGCUGUCCGGAUGCUCAUCGGUGCGGAACCACUGAUGCGUCUCUACUUGGAAUCCAACUUCCUCGCCGGGGAGCUCCCUUCACCAUUUCUCAGCAUCGUGCCAGGGGAGGUUUCCGGUAGCUUUGUGGGGAACUGCCUUCAAAGGUGUCCCGCGGAGCUAUUCUUCUGCCAAGGUGGACAGCAAAGGUCUCCUGCUGAAUGCAGCAAAUUUUUCGAAUCAGCACCUUGAUUAACUGGAAUGAACAAGAAGCUCCUACUUACUUGUAGUUUAUUCAAAUCAAUAUCCAUUUUGUAGAGUCGUUU
This is a messenger RNA of Selaginella moellendorffii, 1573 nucleotides long. RefSeq names its product receptor kinase-like protein Xa21. Bases 213 to 1499 code for a protein of 428 amino acids. Gene Ontology annotation, molecular function: protein binding. Lineage: Eukaryota; Viridiplantae; Streptophyta; Lycopodiopsida; Selaginellales; Selaginellaceae. The record is from RefSeq and is a predicted model, not a curated record. The transcript has a single exon.